Messenger RNA from Suricata suricatta (meerkat), 3192 nucleotides. It is a transcript of the gene CILK1, whose product is annotated as intestinal cell kinase. Gene Ontology annotation, molecular function: protein serine/threonine kinase activity; ATP binding. The record is from RefSeq and is a predicted model, not a curated record. Gene Ontology annotation, cellular component: nucleus; cilium; cytoplasm. NCBI's taxonomy places the organism in Eukaryota, Metazoa, Chordata, Mammalia, Carnivora, Herpestidae. The transcript is spliced from 14 exons. Gene Ontology annotation, biological process: intracellular signal transduction; protein phosphorylation; intraciliary transport. The coding region runs from base 403 to 2301 and encodes 632 amino acids.
UGUUUGUUUUCCAGCCGGAGGCUGGAGAGCGGCCGGGUUCCUGCUGCUCCACCAUGCGCCGCGCGGCCCGUGCGACUCGCCGGACCUCCCGGGCGUCCCUAUACCGACCGCUCGGCCUGUCCUAGCAGGGAUCGCCCCCACCCCCAGUUCCCGAGAGGGCUGCUGCGCCCCACUCGCCGAGGAGCUGCGCUCACCGCAGGGGCGGGCCCCCGCCUGCGUUCGCGGCGCCAGCAAAAGACUGAUCUUUGAAAAUAUGUAUUUGGGAGAUAGUCACGUUCUAUUGAAUACCUUGUGCUGGUGCUGCCAUCGAAAAAUCUGGUUACACUCCGGGGAGGCCGGCUGCCUCUGCAGGACUGCACCGCCUCGGCCCUGAGAUGAGUGUCCGGCCUGAGCAGGCACACCAUGAAUAGAUACACAACAAUCAAGCAACUCGGGGAUGGAACCUAUGGUUCCGUCCUACUGGGACGAAGCAUUGAGUCCGGGGAGCUGAUUGCUAUUAAAAAAAUGAAAAGAAAGUUUUAUUCCUGGGAGGAAUGCAUGAACCUUCGGGAGGUUAAGUCUUUAAAGAAGCUCAACCAUGCCAAUGUCGUAAAAUUAAAAGAAGUUAUCAGGGAAAAUGAUCAUCUUUAUUUUAUCUUCGAGUACAUGAAGGAAAACCUUUACCAGCUCAUUAAAGAAAGAAAUAAGCUGUUUCCUGAAUCUGCUAUAAGGAAUAUCAUGUAUCAGAUAUUACAAGGACUUGCAUUUAUUCACAAACACGGCUUCUUCCAUCGGGACUUAAAGCCUGAGAACCUCCUCUGCAUGGGCCCGGAACUUGUGAAAAUUGCAGACUUUGGGUUGGCUCGAGAGAUCCGAUCGAGACCCCCAUACACAGACUAUGUAUCUACCAGAUGGUACAGGGCUCCAGAAGUGCUCCUGAGGUCCACCAACUACAGCUCCCCCAUUGACAUCUGGGCAGUGGGCUGCAUCAUGGCGGAAGUGUACACGCUCAGGCCACUCUUCCCUGGGGCCAGUGAAAUUGACACCAUCUUCAAGAUUUGCCAACUGUUGGGGACACCUAAAAAGACCGACUGGCCUGAAGGCUACCAACUUUCAAGUGCAAUGAACUUCCGCUGGCCCCAGUGCGUACCCAAUAACUUAAAGACCCUGAUUCCAAAUGCUAGCAGUGAAGCCAUUCAACUCCUGAGAGACAUGCUUCAGUGGGAUCCCAAGAAACGGCCAACAGCUAGUCAGGCACUUCGAUAUCCCUACUUCCAGAUUGGGCAUCCACUGGGCAGCACCACACAGAGCCUUCAGGAUUCAGGAAAACCUCAGAAGGAUGUCCUGGAAAAGCCAGGCCCACCUCCUCACAUUAAGCCGGUCCCACCUGCCCAGCCCCCAACCAAGCCACAUGCACGGAUUUCUUCGAGACAGCAUCAGGCCGGCCAGCCCCCUCAGCAUCUCAUGUACCCCUACAAAGCCGAGGCUUCCAGGACAGAUCACCUGAACCAUCUUCCAGAGGACAAGCCAAGCCCAUUGCUCUUCCCGUCCCUCCAGACCAAGAAUCCUCAGUCGAAAAUGCUGGCUGGCCUGGAACACAAAAAUGGGGAGAUCAAACCAAAGAGUAGGAGAAGGUGGGGUCUUGUGUCCCGGUCAACAAAGGAUUCCGAUGACUGGGCUGACUUGGAUGACUUGGAUUUCAGUCCAUCUCUCAGCAGGAUAGACCUGAAAAACAAGAAGAGACAGAGCGAAGAGACCCUGUGCAGAUUUGAGAGUGUUUUGGAUCUGAAGCCCUCUGAGCCCGUCAGCACAGGAAAUAGCGCCCCCACCCAGACCUCCUAUCAGAGACGGGACACCCCGACCCUGAGGUCCGCGGCCAAGCAGCACUACUUGAAGCACUCCCGAUACUUGCCUGGAAUAAAUAUAAGAAAUGGCAUACUUCCAAAUCCAGGCAAGGAUUUCAUUCCAUCUAACCUGUGGUCUAGUUCUGGUUUGUCUGGAAAAUCUUCAGGGACGGUAUCGGUAAUCAGCAAAAUAAAUUCAGUUGGUUCCAGCUCUACAAGUUCUAGUGGACUGACUGGCAACUAUAUCCCCUCCUUUCUGAAAAAAGAAGUUGGUUCUGCUAUGCAGAGGGUACACUUGGCACCUAUUCCAGACCCUUCCCCUGGCUAUUCUUCCCUGAAGGCCGUGAGACCUCAUCCUGGGCGACCUUUUUUCCACACGCAGCCGAGGAGCACUCCUGGCUUGAUGCCCCGGCCACCGGCUGCCCAGCCAGUGCAUGGCCGGACAGACUGGGCCUCUAAGUACGCGUCUCGGCGAUGACGGUCUCGAAGCUUCUGGAGGUGCGGGAAAGCAGGACAUGGUCCCUCUGUCAACUGGCGUUCUGCUGGCAAGAAGCUUGCGGAUGGCGUAAAAGCAAACCAACACUUUAUAGUUGUUCCUCUGAACUAAGACUUUUCAAUAUUCUUUAAAAAAAUUUUUUUUAAAUAUUGAUUUGAACACAGUACCCUUUUUUUGUACAAAAUUAUUUUAUUCUAAAACUGGGUCCCAUUAUUUUCUUAAACAGCGGCAUUUUGUAUAUAUGGAUUAUGUUUUAGCAUUUUAUACAGUCAACUUUGUAAUGGACUUUUUAAAAAUUAAUUGACUUUCCUUUGGGGUUCCAGAUAAUAUUUUAUACAGAUUUUUAAAAAUUUAAUAAUAUUGAUGCAGUAUUGCAACAGGGGUGCAAUUUAAGGCUACAUGAUAGAGGGUUAUUUACUCAAUGCGUGCAGAUGUUUGUGAAGUGGUUAAAUUUUAAAUGUGGCACUUCGGCCCUCCCGGCCCUCAUGGACUAGUAUCAGCACUAGAAAUGAUCUGCUUUUCUCAAUAUCCCGUUAUUCAUUUGAUUUUUUUGAUACCACCGUGCUGUUCUUUUCAUUUUGUGUUUUCUUUUACAAUUCAUUUCAUUUUGUGUGUUUCCCAAAUGAAAGAACUCUAAGUAAAUAUUUUUUAUGUGUACAGCAACCCUUUAUGGUGGUCGGAGAUGUGUGAAAUGAAAGCGAGCUUUACCACGCUAGGCCACCGUACUCUGCUUUUCUUCCAUUUUUAAAGUCAAAUCGUCUAAGUUCCUACAGAAGGGAAGCUUUCCAGGCCAACACGUUUUUUGUUUUUGUUUUUAUUUUUUUAAUGUUUAUUUUUUAGAGAGAGAGUGAGAGAGAGGCAGAGAAAGAGGGA